GACGAAGAAAUCACACCGGGGGGAGUAAUAUUUAUGACUUAAAUGGCGGCGGAACUGUUACCGGGAAACGAUGCAAAACUCGUCUCGCAUCUUACAAAGUCAUUGCUGGCGGUGGCUUUCCUGGCCUCGUUUGGCAGCUCUAUGCUCUAUGGCUAUAACUUGGCGGUUGUCAACUCUCCUGCACAGUACAUCAAACGCUUCUACAAUGAGACAUUAUUAGAAAGUCAUGGCUUGACUCCAGAUGAGCGUCUUCUUACUAUCUUAUACUCGCUCACUGUGUCCAUCUUUGCCAUUGGUGGAAUGACUGGAGCACUGCUGGUUGGCAGACUAGUUACCAAAUAUGGAAGGAAAGGGACGUUGGUGCGAUCCACAGCACUUGUUUUUAUAGGAGGAGCUCUGAUGGGCUUUAGCAGAUGGUGCAGAAUUCCUGAGAUGGUCAUCAUUGGGCGUUUCAUCACAGGGAUACACUCCGGGAUCUCUCUCAGUGUGGUGCCGAUGUACCUUGGUGAGAUUGCCCCUAAGAACUUGCGAGGCUUCCUGGGCCUCGUUCCCAGCAUCCACAUUUGUCUUGGAGUUUUCAUCGCUCAGAUCUUGGGACUCUCCGAGUUGCUGGGAAAGGAAGAGCACUGGCCUCUGCUUCUGUCUCUUGUGGUGCUUCCUACCAUGGUCCAGCUGAUGCUGUUGCCAUGGUUUCCAGAGAGUCCACGAUAUCUGCUGAUGGAGAAAGGAGAUGUGCAUGCCACCAUUGCAGCUCUAAAGUGGUUCCGUACUAAAGGAAACAUCCAGGCUGAGGUUGAGGAGAUGCAGGAGGAGCAACGCUCUUUGUCCUCCAUGCAGACCCUCUCUGUGUGCAGCCUUCUCGUGGACCACUGUGUCCGCUGGCAGGUCCUCACUGUUGCAGUGGUCAACAUCGGCAUGCAGCUCUCUGGAAUUGAUGCUAUCUGGUUCUAUACAAAUGAAAUAUUUAAGAAUGCAGGAAUCCCAGACCCUUAUAUUCAGUACACAACAGUGGGAACUGGGGCUAUUGAGGUCAUCUCAGGGAUGCUGGGGUGUUUCACUAUUGAGCAUCUGGGCAGAAGACCACUAAUGAUUGGUGGCUUCCUCUUUAUGGGCCUGUGCUGUGCUGGAAUCACUGUGUCUGUCCUCUUCCAGCCGCAGUUGUCCUACAUGCGCUACAUCAGUGUGGGCUGUGUUGUUGGAAUUAUUGCUGGUUUCUGCAUUGGUCCAGCGGGUGUGCCCUUCCUGAUCACUGCAGAGCUGUUUAAGCAGUCUCACCGACCGGCUGCAUACACCGUGGCUGGUUGCCUCAACUGGAUAUCCAACUUCACCAUUGGCUUCGUCUUUCCCUUCCUGGAGAUAGCUACAGGUCCUUUCUGUUACCUGAUCUUCUGCGCGGUCUGCUUGGGAGUGGCUGUCUACACCAUCUUCAUCAUUCCUGAGACCAAGAACAAAACCUUUUUGGAAAUCAGCCAGAUGUUUGCGACCAAGAAUGACAUCUGUGAAGAAGAGCUUUAUCCCAACAGCCAGCUGAAAAUGGCUUUGAUGAACGGAUAUGGAACCCUUGACCUCCAUGACAAAAAAUAAGAACCCAGCGAAUGUAAAUAAGACAUAUCAGUGAUAUAGAAGUGUACAAAGAGGAACUGUGGACAUGAGAUCAGCUGCUUCAUGCAAAUUGUCACUACAGACACUAUAUGGACAAAAGUGU
Archocentrus centrarchus (flier cichlid) is the source of this 1705-nucleotide messenger RNA. RefSeq names its product solute carrier family 2 member 15b (gene slc2a15b). Gene Ontology annotation, biological process: dehydroascorbic acid transport. The coding region runs from base 43 to 1584 and encodes 513 amino acids. The transcript has 12 exons. NCBI's taxonomy places the organism in Eukaryota, Metazoa, Chordata, Actinopteri, Cichliformes, Cichlidae. The record is from RefSeq and is a predicted model, not a curated record. Gene Ontology annotation, molecular function: D-glucose transmembrane transporter activity. Gene Ontology annotation, cellular component: plasma membrane.